AUGGUCAAACAACUGCGCAAGUUUGCAGCGACCAACAUGAUAACUAAGGUGGAGAAGCGAGACUCCGAGACCACUCUGAAAGCCCUCUCCGCGGAGGCGGAGUUCCAUUGGGUUUUGAAAAAUCAAGUUGGACGACUGGCUCUAGAACUUGCUGACUUUUGCGAGUCUCACGCCAAACUUCUCGAGGGCGAUGCUGUCCUUUGUCUUUUCACGCGGGGGGUGAGGCUGCGUGUUAUUGCCGGGGUGUGUUCCGUGGAGUUGGGUGCGCGUUCUGGCGUGCUGGUGUGGCAGGUGGGGUGUUGUGGGAAUUUGGGUGAAUUCAUGAGGGGAUGCAGAUUUUAUCAAUGCAUUAACAUGCGCGAAGAAAAGCGACGGCGUGCGCGUGAUGAGGAGUUUUCUGCAGCCAAAAAGAGACGUGAUAACUCCCCCAGUGCUCAUCACGCUACUUCGGGUGCAUCUACGUCCAAAUCAAGAGGCCAUAUACCGGUGUCGGAACGUCAGCAGUUUGCACUUUUAAAAUUAAUGGAGACAAGAACUUCUCCAUCAGAUCGUGGGGCGAAACAAGUCUGGGAGGGUCAAGAGCCCAAGGUCUGUGAGUCAGAGAGGCCUCCCCCUGCCCCUCCGCCACCAGCCACCAAGGGACAGCCAGCUGCUACUCUGACUGCCACCACUACCACUGAUGGCUCUACGCCAGGCCGGUAUAGCAGCCCAUACCAGGAGUCCGGUCAUCAGGUUGAUAGGUCAAAGGGCAUCCACAACCAUUCCCAUUGCCACCAUGGCCACGGUCACUCCUCGUCGUCAUCCUCGUCCCACCAUUCCGGUUCUCGAAAGUCCUCUCAGCAGCAGCAUCGUAGUGGGGGCUCUGAAUCGCCGCUCAUGCGAGUCUCCAAAAAGGGCGACCUUCUGACGCUUAAAAUGAUGGUGAAAGAGGGUGCCGACGUGAAUGAGCAAGACGCCAACGGUCGGACGGCGCUCCAUGAAAGCAGUUUGCAAAAUUUUCUGCAUGUUGUGAGCUACCUCCUGAAGCACAAUGCGAACCCCAACGUGCAGGCCGUGCCUCGCAGUGGUGGCGGUACAGGAACUGGUGACACACCACUGCAUGAGGCUACUCGUGAGGGUCACAUCCGUAUAAUUCGGGCGCUGUUGCGCUAUGGCGCCGAUCCAAAAAUCUGCAACAAUAAUGGUGAUCGACCCACUGAUCUUUGCCCCAACGAGGCUAGCCAGCUCGUCUUCAAGCAGAGUAAUCAGUCUCGUGACUACCCGGUCAUCACAAACACACCGGCUGCGUCAUCCGUCCAGGUGAAGAAGGCCUCUAUCACAUCCACAUCAAAGUCUCCACCGCCACCGCCUUCGGAAGGUCACCAUCAGGUUCGAAGUUCCUUUGUAGAGGAACAGGGUGGCAGUGGUGGCGGUAGUUGUACCAAACGACGAGGUAGUCCCGACCUCUCGAGCCCAAGCCCAGCCUGUGGUCAGAGGCAACAACACCCCACCAAAAAGGACCCCUAUGCCUUUGACGACGAGGAGGUGGAAACUACGUCGCAGCCAAACGAGGUGAAUGUCGCUCAGGCGUCGACAAAUGCUGCGGCCACCACCUCUUCUUCACCGCUACAGCCACAUCGCUUCAACACAACAUUUGUGCCGACUGGUACUACCACCGUGGCCACUGUCAUCUCCUCUUCCCUCCAUAUUAACACGGCCCUGGGGGAUACCCUUCAUUCGGCUUCGUCCUCUGCCUCACCGAAUGCAACUGUUAGUGGUGGGGUCGCCGGAGGACCGCCACUGAAACUCCGUUUUGCUAUGGAGGCCGGCCACUACACCGUUAUGGAAAAUCAGGAAAAUCCAUCAGAACAGGCAGCUGUCGUCGUCACUUCCUCUACUGCUGUCACUGCUGCCGUGCCUGCUGCCGCGUCUACAAUAAUUGAUGUACCACCCGUACAGGAGGGGGUGGUGAUCACCAAAGCAGAGGAGUUGAACCAAAGCUCGUCCAUGGAUGCAAAUUUCAGGAUGGAAUCUAAUCUGUCAGUUUCGUUGGAGGAGACGGUUGAUCGCGAUAGCGACAGUGGGCGAUCGCCGAAGGUGCCUCCCUUGCGCAUUAAGCUGGGCAACAGUACGCCUCCGCCCUCCUAUUCGCACCUUUUAUCGUCACUUCCCUCUGAAUUGGCUCAAAACGAAAGUAGUGCAUCUAAUAGUGGAGAUACUGCAAAGGAGCCGACCCUGGGGGGCGAGAGGAAACAGGAUAUUGAUGACGAUACUUCGACUGCUGUGCCGCAGUUGAAGCCAAAGUCAGAGACGUCCAGCGAGUUGGCGGAGGGGAAAGAGGGGGGAGAUGUACAGGAUGGCAAUGAAGUACCGAAAGUUGAACAGGAAGGAAUCUCACUUGCAGUCACGGAAGACGAUGAGGAAAAGAAGUUGGCGGAUGCAAUCCCUACUUCAACAUCGCAUCAGACAAAACGCGGAACCGGUGGUGGUGGAAAAGUGGUCAAAGUUGCUUCUUCAAGUGAUUCAACCUCUUUGAAAAGACAUGCUGCUCCAGAGUCGGGCGAAGUCAAGUUGAAGGACAUGAGUGAGACGAAGGUGGAUGAUACGUUUAAAGCUCGGAGCUUCCGGACACUUCGCUCACAUACAGCAGCACAGCGCGAAAAAGAAGAACGUGAAAAAAAUUCUGACGUGGCACCUCUGAAGAAGCGCAAAUACCGCUCGAAGGGAAGCAACGGUGGCAGUAGCGCGGAGGGUGGCGGUGGCGGUGAAGCCGACGCUGGCAAGUCGACGGACCACGAGGACGCGGGUAUUGCGAACGAGGCGUCGUCCCUACCCUCCAGCUCCACCAAUGAGGACACCGCGAUACCAGGGACGGCUGAGGAAGAGGUCCAGAGCCCUUCUAGCGAGGCAAUCACCGCCUCUUCUUCCUGUGGUCAAGAUCAGUCCUCUAAACCUGCACGCGUUUUUGAUGACCCUAACAAACCCAGUGCUGUGGGCUGGGGUGAGAAUCCUUAUGAAAAGGCCUCAGAACUCAAUCGUGGGCUCUCCGAAUUGAUGGGGAAGCUGGUGGAAUUACAACCAAAGGAGCCAACGGGCUACCAAGACUACCUUCUUGUAACUCGGGACUACCUCCUUGCUGGCAAUAUUCCUCACCUUAUUAUUCGACGCCAAUGCCCUCCUGAACUUCCUCAAGCACUGAUCGAGUUAUUUGAAGAACAGGAGGAUGAGCGUCACACACAAGCACUCAAGCACCAGUCGGAAAGGAUCUAUGUGCGGCUUUUUCUGCAGGAACAGCUUCGACUGUGUGCCGAGCAGUCCGUGCUUAGGGCCCAGACAAGAGCCACGAUUGCCUUAGCCAACCAGCCCCGACCCCUUUCCUUCUGCUCUGUAAUGGCACUCAAGGGAUUCACCUACCUGCCUGCCUUCAAAGACCCUGAGCAUCGAGAUGAGGAAAGUGUGAGGGAUCGUUUCAAGGCCCGAACUUUAAUCGGUUGGCUCCAAGACAUAAAGGACAACUUCCAUAUGGAAAAGAAGAAGCUUCUUUGCCGCCAAUUACACGAGGCUGAGUCACUAAUGAUGGUGCAGAAAUUGGAUUGGGAGGUGAAACUGAAGGAGCUGCAUCUGUAUGACCAUCGAAUGAACAUCUUUGACCAAAUACCCAGUCAGCACGUACCUCUCAUCGGCGUGCCAAGUGACUUUCCUCUGUUCGUGCAUGACCCCAUCCAACGCCCUUCCUAA
Echinococcus granulosus is the source of this 3717-nucleotide messenger RNA. RefSeq names its product Ankyrin repeat domain-containing protein. The record is from RefSeq and is a predicted model, not a curated record. The transcript has 16 exons. Lineage: Eukaryota; Metazoa; Platyhelminthes; Cestoda; Cyclophyllidea; Taeniidae. Gene Ontology annotation, cellular component: nucleoplasm. Bases 1 to 3717 code for a protein of 1238 amino acids. Gene Ontology annotation, molecular function: protein binding.